Molecule: messenger RNA, 1158 nt
Organism: Canis lupus familiaris (dog)
Lineage: Eukaryota; Metazoa; Chordata; Mammalia; Carnivora; Canidae
Product: nuclear RNA export factor 3-like
Exons: 13
Coding region: 16-1158 (380 amino acids)
Biological process (GO): poly(A)+ mRNA export from nucleus
Cellular component (GO): cytoplasm; nucleus
Molecular function (GO): RNA binding
Source: RefSeq, a predicted model, not a curated record
GCAUCAACUGAAGAAAUGGCAAUCUGGAGACGUUGUAAUAACUCCAGACCCCACAGACUCUCUUCACAAGCAAACCGGGAGGACAUUGGUGACGGAUCACUGCCUUCAGUCCACACCAUGGGGCAUAAUAACGUAGGUAACUCCUUGCAAAGAAGAGCAAGAUGCUGGAGUAUUUACCGAAGGAGAUAUAACAACUGGUCUGAACAAGUCAGUUCUGGCAUUUGUCCUUCACCCCACCAGCAGCAAGAUGGAGAUCCAGCAACAAAUGGCACUCACAUGAGCACCCGAGUAAGAUACACUCCCUAUGCCAUUCCACCGUGUCAUUGGAGAGGCAAUUUUCAGAAACAAGACCAAGUCCAAGCUAACAUGGAGGGAGAGCAAAAGCCUCCAGAGAGAAAAAUGAAGGGGGAGAGGCAGGAUGAGACCUCGGGGAGCUGGUUCAAGAUCAUAAUUCCAUUCGGCAUCAAAUAUGAAGAGACGUGGCUGCUGAAUCUGAUUCAGGGACAAUGCAGUGUCCCCUUCACCCCAGUUGAAUUUCACUAUGAGAAAAUGCAGGCCCAGUUCUUUGUUGAGAAUGCCAGCAUUGCCUUUGCAUUGAAGAGUGUCAACGGGAAGAUCUGGGAUGAGAAUAAUGAAACGGUCUCUGUCUUUGUCUACCCCUCUGACGCACCCCACUCUGUGCAGAAGGAGCUGAUGUCAGAAAAGGUGGAGCAGACAAAGCUUUUGCCCUUGAACCCAAGCAACAAGAAGCCUUACCAGCGGGAUGGCCCAUCCAGCAUUAUGCAGAAUGCCUCCAGUAUCAAGCCCUUGAACAGUGAGGUGAAGUCCGCAGGGGAGUUGGACAAGAGCAAAAGCCUGCAGCCAGAAGAGAUGAGUGCCAACAGAAGCUCCCUGUGCACCGCUUUUCCUGAUAAAUCAACCAACAUAAGCUCCAUCCUGGAAUUGUUUCCCAAGUUAUUAUGCCUGGAUAGCCAGGAGUCGCCUUCACCAACCAGCAUUGGUAUUGCAGCUCACAGAAGUUACCAACCUGCAAGGUACUACUUGAUCUACGACUCUGGAGACCGUCAGGGUCUCCUCAGUGCCUACCACGAUGAGGCCUGCUUCUCCCUGACCACUCCCUCUCAACCCCAAGGACCCAGCCCUAAGCAGCUGUUGUGA